AUGACCGCCUCUUCGAACCGGGACGGAACCGGACACAUUACCGGGCACGUUCGGAGGACAGCAUGCAGAUGUAUUAGCAGGCAUACCAGGACCUGGCCAAGGAAAGCGGAGGGAAUACGGAUUUUUGAGCUAAUGAAGGCAGGAGUAGCAGCGCACCAUUGGAACCAGGUUCUGUUCUUGUUUAUGGGGCUACUGGCAGCCUCAGCCUCAGCCUCAGCCUCGGUUAAGGCUCAGAACUGCAGUUAUUCUCUCCAGAGCCCCAACGGUACGAUAGAGAGCCCCGGCUACCCGUACGGUUACCCCAACUAUGCCAACUGUACGUGGGUGAUCCUGGCAGCAGAACACAACAGGAUACAGCUGGUGUUCCAAGGUUUCGCUCUAGAGGAAGACUUUGACCUGCUGUCUGUCUACGACGGUCCGCCCAGCCCGGGGAACCUUAGGACCAGGUUGACGGGGUUUCAGCUGCCGUCUCCCAUAGUGAGCACGGGACCCAGCCUCACACUGUGGCUGCUGACAGACUACGCUGUCAGUGGACAAGGCUUCAAGGCCGUCUAUGAAGCUCUACCUAGUUAUACCUGUGGUAACCCAGGCCAGCUGGUCAACGGUCUUCAACAGGGCUCAACCUUUAACAUUGGAGAGAAGAUCAGGUACAGCUGCAGCCCCGGCUACGUGUUGGAGGGUCACACCACGCUGUCCUGUCUGGCUACGUCUGCUGGGACCGCAGCAUGGGACUUCCCCCUGCCCUACUGCAGAGCGGAUGACGGUUGUGGGGGUACGUUGCGAGGCCAGAGCGGUGUGAUCACCAGCCCCAACUACCCAGGGGACUACAGCAACAAUGCAGACUGUACCUGGACCGUCCUGGCUGAGCCUGGAGACACCAUCGCCCUGGUCUUCUCUGACUUUACCCUGGAGGACGACUAUGACCUGCUGGAGGUCAGCGGCACAGACGGCUCCUCUCAGUGGGCGACUGAGAGAAACAAGAUGUUGCAGUUUGAGGCCAUGUGGUGGAGAGUGAAGCAGGAGAUGGAGAUGGAGAUGGAGGUAGACCAGACAAAACAAUGUAGCACAGUACGAAAAGACAUGGAUCAAAUGAAGCGAGUCAAAUCCAGCACAGUGGGGCAGAUGAAGCAAGUCAACUCGAGCACAAUGGGGCAGAUGAAGCAAGUCAAAUCCAGCACAGUGGGGCAGAUGAAGCAAGUCAGAUCCAGCACAGUGGGGCAGAUGAAGCAAGUCAGAUCCAGCACAGUGGGGCAGAUGAAGCAAGUCAGAUCCAGCACAGUGGGGCAGAUGAAGCAAGUCAGAUCCAGCACAGUGGGGCAGAUGAAGCAAGUCAGAUCCAGCACAGUGGGGCAGAUGAAGCAAGUCAGAUCCAGCACAGUGGGGCAGAUGAAGCAAGUUAGAUCCAGCACAGUGGGGCAGAUGAAGCAAGUCAGAUCCAGCACAGUGGGGCAGAUGAAGCACCUCAAAUCCAGCACAGUGGGGCAGAUGAAGCAAGUCAGAUCAAGCACAGUGGGGCAGAUGAAGCAAGUUAGAUCCAGCACAGUGGGGCAGAUGAAGCAAGUCAGAUCCAGCACAGUGGGGCAGAUGAAGCAAGUCAGAUCCAGCACAGUGGGGCAGAUGAAGCAAGUCAAAUCCAGCACAAUGGGGCAGAUGAAGCACCUCAAAUCCAGCACAGUGGGGCAGAUGAAGCAAGUCAGAUCCAGCACAGUGGGGCAGAUGAAGCACCUCAAAUCCAGCACAGUGGGGCAGAUGAAGCACCUCAAAUCCAGCACAGAGGGGCAGAUGAAGCACCUCAAAUCCAGCACAGUGGGGCAGAUGAAGUUCACUGGUCCUAAUCUGCCAUCUCCCGUCCUCAGCAGUAAGAACUGGCUACGACUACACUUUACCUCUGAUGGAAACCACAAGCUGAGGGGCUUCAGUGCCCAGUACCAAGUGAAGAAGAUGACAGAGCUAAAGUCCAGAGGAGUCAAGAUGAUGCCCAGUAAAGACAAUCAUCACAAGAUAUCAGUGUCCCAAUGUGGAGGAAUCCAGGAGGAGAUGGAAGGCAUGAUCCUUAGCCCUGGUUUCCCAGGCAACUACCCUAGCAACAGUGACUGUACCUGGAGAAUCUACCUGCCUGUGGGAUACGGAGCCCAUGUCCAGUUCCUCAACUUCUCCACCGAGGCUAACCAUGACUUUCUGGAGAUCAGGAACGGCCCGCUGGACACCAGCACUGUGAUUGGUCGAUUCAGUGGACAGGAUGUCCCGCCCUCCCUGCUCACCACCUCCCAUGAGACCACAGUGUAUUUCCAUAGCGACCACUCCCAGAACAAGCCAGGCUUCAGGUUUGAGUACCAGGCCUAUGAGCUUAAUGAGUGUCUGGACCCAGAGCCGUUCCGUUACGGCGUGGUGGUGGGGGCAGGCUACAACGUGGGCCAGUCCAUUUCCUUUGAGUGCCUCCCCGGCUACCAGUUAAUGGGACAUUCCAUCCUGACCUGCGAACACGGGACCACACGCAACUGGGACCGCCCCUUCCCUCGCUGUGAAGUGCCUUGUGGGGGUAACAUCAAGUCAGACAACGGAACUAUCUUCUCUCCUGGUUAUCCGGAGGAGUACCCCAGCUCUGCUGACUGUACCUGGCUGAUCACCGUAGCAACAGGCCUGGGUGUCAGACUCAACUUUACCCUACUGCAGGUCCAUGGGCCACAUGACUUCAUCACUGUCUGGGACGGCCCCCAGGAGACAGCCAGGAAGCUAGGUGUGUUUACGGAUGGUGAGCCCAACGAACCCGCAAGCAGCACGUCCAAUCAGAUCCUAGUUCGUUUCCGUAGCAACACUGAGAAAGGCGGAUUGUUCCGAAUCAACUAUCAAGCAUACACACUCCAGUUCUGCCUGCCUCCCCCUAUUAUACCCAAUGCUGACAUCUUGAUGGCCAGCAAGGAAUUUAAAAUUGGUGACAUAGUGCGUUACAGGUGUCUACCAGGGUACCAGUUGAGUGGGAACAACAUUCUGACCUGUCGUCUGGGGACUCACCUGGAGUUUCAGGGACCUCCACCCUCCUGUGAAGUGACGUGUCCCAUGAACGAGGUCCUAACAGCCUCCACGGGUGUCAUCAUGAGCCAGUCCCCCGGUAGCGGCUUCCCCCACUUUGAGUCCUGUUCCUGGGUGGUCAAGGUAGAGCCGGGCUACAACAUCACAUUUACUAUACAACACUUCCAGACCAGCCGGCAGUUUGACGAGUUGGAGAUCUUUGACGGUCCGUCCAGACAGAGUCCUCUCCUGGUCACUCUGAGUGGAAACUACUCGUCUCCUCUCAGCAUCACCAGCUCUAACAACAAGGUCUACCUCCACUGGUCCUUCGACCACACCACCAGCCACAAAGGCUUCCGCAUACGAUACUCAGCGGCAUACUGCAGCCCACCUAGCAACCCCCUCAAUGGAACAGUCCACAGUCAGACAGGCACCAAGCUAGGCAGUACCCUGCGCUUCAGCUGUGACCAGGGCUUUCGUCUGAUUGGCCAAAGCAGUGCCACCUGCACCCGCACCCCCCAGGGGAUUUAUAUAUGGAACGCCCCCGUACCGCUCUGCCAAGUGAUGGCCUGUGGGAUGCCUAUACCCCCAGUAAACGGUAGUAUUGUCGGGCAGGACUUCACUCUUGGUGCCAGGGCCAUGUACCAGUGCAACCCCGGUUUCAGAUUGGCCAACCCCCUGGCCGUGUCAGUCGUCUGUCAGGAGUCUGGGAGGUGGAGCUCCAAUGAGGCCACGCCCCGCUGCAUACCGGUGACCUGCCCUGACAUCGGCCACGCCGCGGUGGAUCACGGGAGAUGGAGGUUGAUCUACGGGUCUCAGAGCCAGUACGACGCCAUGAUGAUGCUCAUCUGUGACCCCGGAUAUUACUACAAGGGUCAGAGGGUCAUCCGUUGCCAGGCCAACAGCACCUGGGACUACCCAGAGCCCCGGCUGGCCUGCGAGAUAAUCUCCUGUGGGGACCUGGGCACUCCUCCGAAUGGUAAUAAGAUCGGGACUCUGACGGUGUUCGGAGCGACAGCCAUCUUCUCCUGUAACACAGGCUAUACGCUGGUCGGUUCCCGGGUCAGAGAGUGCAUGUCCAAUGGCCUCUGGAGUGGAUCUCAGGUCCAGUGUUUCGCGGGUCACUGCGGUACCCCAGAACCAAUAGUGAAUGGUCAGAUCAUAGGAGAGAACUAUAACUACAGAGGUAGUGUGGUCUACCAGUGUAACCCGGGAUUCAGACUCAUCGGCGUGUCUGUACGCAUCUGUGAACAGGACCACCGCUGGUCUGGGCGCACCCCUGUCUGUGUCCCGAUCACAUGUGGUCAUCCAGGCAACCCUUCCUUUGGCUUUACUCAGGGAACGCAGUUCAACCUGAACGAUAUUGUGCACUUCGCGUGCAACACCGGCUACGUCCUGCAGGGGGCGGUUAAGUCUCACUGCCAGUCCAACGGACAGUGGAGCAACACCCUACCCAAGUGUAAAAUUGUGAACUGCACAGAGCCAGGUCAUGUGGAGGACAGCGUCAGACAGGUGACGUCUGAGGGCCCUGGUCGUUACAGCUUCCAGACCGCCGUGUCCUACCGCUGUAACCCUGGUUACUACCUACUGGGAACCAGCACUCUGUCCUGCCAGGGAGACGGCACCUGGGACAGAACACUGCCCAAGUGUCUGUUGGUGUUGUGCGACCGUCCCAGCAUGCCCCCUUACGCCCAGAUCUCCGGUGACCGUCGGACGGUGGGUUCGGUGAUUCGGUUCAGCUGCAUUGGACAGAGGACGGUGAUCGGUAACACAACACGCACGUGUCAGCUGGGUGGACAGUGGAGCGGCUCGUUACCACACUGCUCUGGAGAGUCGUCUGGUCUGUGUGGGGAUCCAGGUAUCCCAGGCCACGGUAUCAGACUCGGAGAAGACUUCUCAGUGGGCAGUGUGGUGGGGUUCAGCUGUGAACAGGGAUAUGUCCUACGAGGUUCCUCAGAGAGAACAUGCCAACCUAACAGCACCUGGGUGGGCACACAGCCAGAGUGCCAUGUGAUCUCCUGUGGGAACCCAGGAUCACCCCGUAACUCCCAGAUCCUGUCUCAUGAUGGCCUGGUGUUUUCCCGCUCCAUCACCUACACCUGUCGAGACGGUUACUACUCCAACGGACUGCUCACACGUCACUGCACGGUUAACGGGAGCUGGACCGGGAGCAUGCCUGAGUGCACGGUUAUUAUGUGUGGGGACCCAGGUGUGCCAGCUAAUGGUUUGAGGCUGGGCAGUGAAUUCACCUACAACAGCACUGUGAGUUUCCAGUGUGCCCCAGGCUUCACUAUGGACGCUGACCGCGCUUCAACCCUGGUCUGCACUAAGGACCGCACAUGGAACGGGACCAAGCCACAAUGUAAAGCUAUAGUGUGUACGGCCCCGCCUCCCAUUCCUAACGGCCAGGUGGUUGGAACAGACUUCACCUGGGGCAACAGCGUUAGUUACGCCUGUAACCAGGGUUACCAGCUCUCCCUGCCCACCAUGAUCACCUGCCAGGGAAACGGCACCUGGAUUGGAGAAAAACCACAGUGCUUCCCCGUGUUCUGUGGAGACCCAGGUGUCCCGGCCCAGGGGAGAAGGGAGGACCGUGGGUUCACCUACCUCUCCUCUGUCUCCUUCUCCUGCUCUCCUCCUUUGGUGUUGGUGGGUUCAGCCAGACGAUACUGUCAGUAUGACGGCAUCUGGAGCGGCACGCAGCCCUCCUGCAUAGAUCCCAGUCACACCACCUGUGGAGAUCCUGGAACGCCUCUGUUUGGAAACCAGAACAACACCCAAGGCUACCAGAUCAGCAGUACAGUAUUGUUCAGCUGUAGGAAGGGCUACCUGCUACAAGGCUCCACAACACGCUCCUGUCUCCCCAACCUCACCUGGAAUGGCUUCCAACCAGAGUGUAUAGCCCACCACUGUAGCCAGCCAGAGAUGCCCACCCAGGUGGAUGUGUCUGCCAUAGAGUUGCCGUCUCUAGGUUACACCCUGAUCUACACCUGUCAGCCAGGCUUUUACCUGGCCGAGGGGUCGGAACACAGAACCUGCCGGGGUGACGGGAGCUGGACCGGGAAGCAACCUGUCUGUGCUGCUGAUAUCCGUCCCAGUGGGAAUACAGUGGGGACCGUCCAGGAGCCGCCCAAUCCUAAACUACCAGUCCCGGUUGGUGUGUUUGCUAAGAACAGCCUGUGGAGGGGAUCUUAUGAGUACCUGGGGAAGAAGCAGCCGGCCAUGCUGAGCAUUACCUCCUAUGAAGCCUUCAACCAGCGAGUUAAUGGAACUCUCAUCGACCACAGUGGGGUGGAACUCAAACUGGCUGGUACCUAUAAGAGAGAGGAGUCUCAGCUCCUGCUGCAGGUGCAUCAGAUCAGAGGUCCUGUAGAGAUCUUUGUCAACAAGUUUAAGAUGGAUAACUGGGCCCUCGACGGACAUGUGUCCUACAUUGCCUCAUCUAGUUCCUUUGUGUACCAAGGAUUCGUCCGAGGAAAAGGAUUUGGUCAGUUUGGUCUUCAACGACUGGAGAGUUUAGACACGAGCAGAGAGAAUUCCCACUUCCCCCCCAACAGCAGUUCAGUGGCAGCGGCCAUUUUAGUGCCGUUCAUAGCCAUGAUCAUCGCGGGCUUCGCUCUAUACCUCUACAAACACAGGAGAAGACCUAAGGUACCGUUUAACAGCUAUUCAGGCCAUGAGAACACUAACGGUAGAGCUACGUUUGAGAACCCCAUGUACGAGCGCAACAUCCAGCCCACCGACAUCCUGGCCAACGAGACAGAGUUUACAGUCAGCACAGUGUGCACGGCCGUAUAGCCACUGUUUCCU
Molecule: messenger RNA, 6819 nt
Organism: Oncorhynchus nerka (sockeye salmon)
Lineage: Eukaryota; Metazoa; Chordata; Actinopteri; Salmoniformes; Salmonidae
Gene: csmd2
Product: CUB and Sushi multiple domains 2
Exons: 40
Coding region: 1-6807 (2268 amino acids)
Source: RefSeq, a predicted model, not a curated record